Molecule: messenger RNA, 2076 nt
Organism: Colletotrichum aenigma
Lineage: Eukaryota; Fungi; Ascomycota; Sordariomycetes; Glomerellales; Glomerellaceae
Exons: 1
Coding region: 1-2076 (691 amino acids)
Source: RefSeq, a predicted model, not a curated record
AUGGCUACCCUCGACACCCACACCAAUGGGAUUUCCAUGCCCAAGGACUUCGUCGGAAUGGACAGCAUCCUCGAUGAGGACCUGUCCACUUUGCCGGAUGUCACGUCUCACAUCUUCGAGAUGUCCCGCACCAGACGUCUGCCUCGUCCCAACGGCGUUCUCUCUCGCGAUGCCAGCCCUACCGGCUCCACGCGCUCGUUCGCCAAUGGCCACAGCCAUAGCUCCCGUCGCAUCCUGAGCCGCACCCGGACUUCAUCAUGGGGCAGCUACCAGAAGCAGUACAGCUCCGAAGUGGCCAAGGAGCUGACCGCUCAAGCCGAGGGCGAGUUCUUUGCCCUCACCGAGCUGAUGGCCAACAUGUCUCGCCGCAGCGCCUCCCUGAGGGAAGUCUGGAGCAAGAUCAUCGCUGAGCGAGAGUCGUGCUAUGCCGAGAUGGACAGGAUGCACCAGCGCAUUGAGGAGUUCGCCGAGAUCAUCGAGAUCAAGGAGAGGGAGCACUCUCACAACCACCAUGAGCAUGAAGAGCGCCAGAAGCAGAUUCUCAAGUUCAACAUUGACCUCAAGGCCGCUGUUAACAGCACUGCCGAGUUCAAGACGAAGCUUGCUGAACGCGACACCGAGUGCCGCCAUCUCCUUCACGAGAUCACGCAAGUGAAGGACACUCUCAGCCACGUCAGGCGCGAGCAUGAGGAGACGAAGAAGACUGUCGAGACCACGAGACACACUCUGAUCUCGACCGAGAGUUCUCGUGCUGAGCUCGAAGACAGGUGUGGCAAGCUUCGCGGCGACCGUGAUGCUCUCGACCUGAAGUACACCGAGCUGCUCUCUCGUUAUGAGGAGCUGACGACCAAGCACGACACCCACCAUAAGGAGCUCGCUCACUCCAAGCAGCUCAACUCGGUUCUGAAGAAGGAGAAACACGACUGGCUCCACCGCGAGAGCGAAUUGGGAGAGAGGCUGCGCAAGCAUGAGCACAGGCACGAAGAGAUCAGACGCAAGAACAAGGAACUCGAGGAUCGCCUCGAGAAGAAGCAGCUCGAGAUCAAGGAGUUCCAAGAGGUAAUCACCAGGGCCGAGCAGUGCGUCACCAAGGUUCGACACGAGAAGACCGAGCUCGAACAGCACAUUGAGAAGCUCAAGCGCGACAUCAUCAAGGAACACAGCUGCUGGGAGGAGGCCGAGGAUCGCAGCAGCAAGUGGAAGCUCAAGUGGGAGCACUCUGAGCGUGAGAUCGUGUCUCUGCGCGAGGACGUCUCUCGCGUCGAGAUCACUCAGACCGAGCUGCGUGAGACCAUUACCAAGAAGAUCGAGGAGAUCCGCGUUCUUCAACUUGAGAAGAAGCGUGUCGAGGAGGAGAGCGGUCGCCACUCCGGCCGCGCCGAUGAUAUCCACCGCCAGCUGGUCAUUAUCCAGGAGACUCUCAGCCACACUGAGUCUACGCUCUCCAAGACUCAAGAAGAGAUCCACUCCAAGACCGAGCGCAUCGAGCGUCUGCAGCUUGAUUUCAAUACCGCCAAGACCAAGAUCAAGGACUACGAGAUGGAGAUCAAGAGCCACAAGUCCCUCGCCGCUACUCUCCAGGUCGAGGUUGAGAGUCUCACGACCGAGUGCGGCUCGCUUAAGCAGAAGUGCCGCGACUGGGAGGGCAGAUACGAGGACGUCUGCGAGAGCGUCACUGAGUACGAGGAUGGCGGCUCCGGCUACGAGUUCGAGAUCAGCAGCAUGCGUACCAUGCUUCGUGAGUCGAGAGAGCAGAAGGAGAAGGCGAUCAGCGCUCGCAACAACGCCGACCGCGAGCGUGAUGAGGCUAUCGCCAGAUACGAGGAGAAGUGCCGCGAGAUGGAGAGGCUCGAGGAGAGGAUGAGAACGCAGUUGCACGAGCAAGAGAGACGCCGUUCCAGCAGCGGCCGGACCGUUGUCAGACACUUCUCCAAGAGUGGUAACGGCAUGACCAGCAGCAGUGAGGCUGGCAAUGGCCACAGUCAUGGUCACAGCCAUAGCCAUACCCACGGCCACAACCACUCCCACGGUCACACCCACAGUCACGGCCACAUCCACGACCACGAGAGUGUUUAG